CCCGCCCGCGGACCGAUGCUGCCGGCGGCCGCUCGCCCCCUGUGGGCGCCCCGUCUGGGGCUGCGGGGCGCCGCGCUCCUCCUGGCCAGGCGACAGGUGCCGCGUGUCUGCGCCGUGCGGCUGGUGAGGUGCGGCAGCCCCCGCAGGGGCGAGGCCCUGGCCGGCGCGCCCCUGGAUAACGCCCCCAAGGAGUAUCCCCCCAAGAUCCAGCAGCUGGUCCAGGACAUCGCCAGCCUCACGCUGCUGGAGAUCUCGGACCUCAACGAGCUCCUGAAGAAAACGCUGAAGAUCCAGGAUGCUGGGCUGGUGCCAAUGGGGGGCAUGCUGCCUGGUGCUGUCCCUGCAGCGGCAGCGCCUGCCGAGGCGGCAGAAGAGGAGGACGUCCCCAGACAGAAGGAGCGCACGCACUUCACCGUGCGCCUGACUGAGGCCAAGCCCGUGGACAAGGUGAAGCUGAUCAAGGAGAUCAAGAACUACAUCCAGGGCAUAAACCUGGUCCAGGCGAAGAAGCUGGUGGAGUCCCUGCCCCAGGAAAUCAAGGCCAAUGUGGCCAAGGCUGAGGCGGAGAAGAUCAAGGCGGCGCUGGAGGCCGUAGGCGGCACGGUGGUGCUGGAGUAGGCCGCUGACUCCGGACGGGUCCUGGGCCUGCGCCUACCCAGCAGCCAGGCUCAGCAGACGGGGCGCUCUGGAACCAGAACCACGCCUGUGGCCUACUGAUGACCAGCUGCACAGAUGGACAGAGGGGCGAUCUUCUGAGACGGGGAGGGCAGCGGCGCCAGGGUGAGAGAACUCUGGGCCUCUGGCCGGCGCGCCCCGGCCACUGCACCCUGGGCCGGUGCCAAGACAAACACUGUUGGGCGCUGAGUGCCGGACCUGGCUGCGACGCUCACUCGGCGCCGCCCCCAGUGGCUGCACAGGGGUCCUCCGCGGCACCUGUGGGAUUGUUGUGGCACGUUCGCGGUCUCUGAAGUAACACGACCCGCAGCACCGCCUGACCGGCGCUGUGCUCCCAGCAACCGUGGCCUCCUUCUGUUUCUUCUGAGCCAGGGAGAGGUGGGAAACCCCCCUUGGCCGGAUCCCCCCAAGGCUUUCAGGUCCUGCAGGAGGGCAAGAGGCCACAGGGUGGUUGAGGCCUUUGCUGGGGAGGAUGGCCACAGGGGAGCCGGUGUUUUACAGCAGGCCUGGCCUGCCUCUGUCAGGCGUCCCCACACUACUCUGGGGUUUCCCGGAAGUGCUCCCACAGGCUGGCCGUGCAGCCGCACCGCCCCAUGGUUAAUGAUUUGCCAAUGCAGACCUGGGCAGAGGUACCUGCCGGGCUGCUGGGGCUGGGUGUGGCUGGGCCCACCGCCAGGACCUGGAGUGUCAACUUCCACUUGGAACCCCUUCACACACCCAGGCUGCAGCAGUGACUGGACCAUCCUGCCUGGAGGAGGGAUGCUGCACCUGGGGCAGCCUGAGGCCCACCUCUGCCCCAGGCAGGUGCUGGGUGGGGUACCCCAGCAGACCUCGCAGUUAGAGUCGGUCGAGAGGGCCUCUGGAGACCAGGGACCCACCUGCUGGGGAAGCUUUUCCACUCCAGCCUGU
This is a messenger RNA of Talpa occidentalis (Iberian mole), 1584 nucleotides long. RefSeq names its product mitochondrial ribosomal protein L12 (gene MRPL12). The transcript has 5 exons. Bases 16 to 618 code for a protein of 200 amino acids. Lineage: Eukaryota; Metazoa; Chordata; Mammalia; Eulipotyphla; Talpidae. Gene Ontology annotation, biological process: translation; mitochondrial transcription. The record is from RefSeq and is a predicted model, not a curated record. Gene Ontology annotation, molecular function: structural constituent of ribosome. Gene Ontology annotation, cellular component: ribosome; mitochondrial large ribosomal subunit.